This is a messenger RNA of Hordeum vulgare subsp. vulgare (domesticated barley), 997 nucleotides long. Its product is annotated as chitinase 10-like. Gene Ontology annotation, molecular function: chitinase activity. The record is from RefSeq and is a predicted model, not a curated record. NCBI's taxonomy places the organism in Eukaryota, Viridiplantae, Streptophyta, Magnoliopsida, Poales, Poaceae. Gene Ontology annotation, biological process: chitin catabolic process; carbohydrate metabolic process; cell wall macromolecule catabolic process. Bases 16 to 855 code for a protein of 279 amino acids. The transcript has 2 exons.
ACAAGCACUCCAGCAAUGGCACCUCACGCGCGCGGCCUCCGUUUCCUCAUCGCCGUCGCCGUCUUCUCGGCCGCCGCGGCCGUGGCAGCUGGGGCGCGGCACGGCGCCGCCGGGCAGUGCGGCCCGGUGGGGGCGAUAGUCACCGAGCAGCUCUACUCGUCCCUGUUCCUGCACAAGGACGACGCCGUCUGCCCCGCCAAGGGGUUCUACACCUACGCGUCCUUCAUCCGCGCCACCAAGAAGUUCCCCAAGUUCGGCGCCACCGGCGACAUGGUGACGCGCAGGCGCGAGAUCGCCGCCUUCCUCGCGCAGAUCUCCCACGAGACGACCGGCGGCUGGGAGACCGCGCCGGACGGGCCCUACUCGUGGGGGCUGUGCUACAAGGAGGAGAUCAGCCCGCAGAGCAGCUACUGCGACGCCACGGACAAGCAGUGGCCGUGCUACCCCGGCAAGUCCUACCAUGGCCGAGGCCCCAUCCAAAUCUCAUGGAACUUCAACUACGGACCGGCGGGGCAGGCGCUGGGGUUCGACGGGCUGCGGAACCCGGAGCUGGUGGCCAACUGCUCGGACACGGCGUUCCAGACGGCGCUGUGGUUCUGGAUGACGCCCAGGGAGGCCAAGCCGUCGUGCCACCAGGUGAUGGUCGGCGAGUACUGCCCCAGCAGGGCCGACGCGGCCGCGAACCGCACGGCGGGGUUCGGGCUGGUCACCAACAUCGUCAACGGCGGCCUCGAGUGCAACAUCGCCGACGACGCGCGGGUCAACAACCGGAUCGGCUUCUACCGGAGGUACUGCCAGGUCCUCGGCGUCGACGUCGGGCCCAACAUCGACUGCGCGCACCAGCUGCCGUACUAGCCUCACGGAGUAGCCUCACGUUUCUCGGGAGAUUACAGAGUAGAAUUUCGUACUACUGCUUAAAUGUGUGAUUUUUCAAGGCUGAAAAAAGUUGUCUUUUUAGUCUAAGUAAUAAAUCUAAUAAAUUAAGUUUUCUUUAUUA